UUUCGUCUGAGGAGGGUUUACCGAAUCACAUUCAGGAACCAAGCACCAAGCAGCUUUAAGGAGGAUCUUGGUGGAGGAUGGCAGUGGCUCUGGAUGAAGUGUGGGGGCGGGUGAAGAACGUCUGCAAGCAGAACGGUCUGCUGAUUUUGUCUGUGCUUGCUGUGGUAAUUGGCUGCCUGCUUGGCUUCUUCCUCAGAGGCAAGCAACUCUCCGAACAGGAGGUGAAAUAUUUUCAAUUUCCUGGAGAGCUGCUUAUGAGGAUGUUGAAAAUGCUCAUAUUGCCACUUGUCGUUUCCAGUCUGAUGUCCGGUCUGGCUGCUCUGGAUGCCAAAUGUUCCAGUCGCCUGGGCAUCAUGACCAUCUCCUACUACCUCUGGACCACCUUCGUGGCUGUGGUGGUGGGCAUCGUCAUGGUGUACAUCAUCCACCCCGGUGGAGCCGCUCAGAAGGAGGACUCCGACGAGAGCAAGAAGCCAAUGACCAGCUCGGCUGACGCUCUGCUGGAUCUCAUUCGCAACAUGUUUCCAGCAAACCUGGUUCAGGCUACUUUUCAGCAGUAUCGAACACAGAGAGAUGCUGAAUUGAUCCCCAAACCGACAGUGGCUCAACUCCUGGAUGAGACCACCACUCGUCGAGUAUACAUCUACGGUAUCCAGGAUGACAACGGAACCGAUAUCCAGAACUUUUCCUUGGACCUCACUCCGCCACCGGACGUCAUUAUGAAAACAUCGGCCGGUACAAGCGAGGGCAUGAACGUGCUGGGGAUUGUUAUUUUCUCCGCCACCAUGGGGAUCAUGCUGGGAAGAAUGGGACCCAAUGGAAGUGCACUGGUCAACUUCUGCCAGAGUUUGAAUGAAGCAGUCCUAAAGAUUGUUGCUAUUGUGAUUUGGUACUUCCCUUUUGGGAUUGUCUUCCUGGUUGCUGGGAAGAUCUUGGAGAUGGAUGAUCCAUCAGCAAUGGGGAAGAAGCUGGGCUUUUAUGCCAUCACGGUGGUAAUGGGCUUGAUACUGCACGGCCUUUUCAUCCUCCCUGCCAUGUACUUCUUCAUCACCAAGAAGAGCCCCAUUGUUUACAUUAGAGGAAUUCUGCAGGCCCUACUCAUUUCUUUGGCUACUUCAUCCAGCUCCGCCACUCUGCCUAUCACCUUCAAGUGCCUCCUGGAAAACAACCACAUCGACAGACGCAUCAUCCGAUUUGUGUUGCCUGUGGGGGCCACCAUCAAUAUGGACGGUACCGCACUCUACGAGGCAGUGGCGGCCAUCUUUAUUGCCCAGGUCAAUAACUACGAGCUGGACUUCGGGCAAAUCAUCACAAUUAGUAUCACUGCCACUGCAGCCAGUAUCGGUGCAGCUGGAAUCCCACAAGCUGGACUUGUUACCAUGGUGAUCGUGCUGACCUCUGUGGGCCUGCCGACCGAUGACAUCACUCUCAUAAUCGCUGUUGACUGGGCUUUGGAUCGAUUCAGGACCAUGGUCAAUGUAAUGGGUGAUGCUCUGGCCACGGGAAUCAUGGCGCAUAUCUGCAGAAAAGAUUUUAUUAAAGAAGGCGAACAGGUACCUCUGAUCUGCGAGACCAAGCCCAUGAUCAGCAUCCAGCAGAUGAUGACCUACCAGAACCAGAAAAACGGCUGCUACCAGCCGCCUCCACCGGGCAGCAAGCAUGACCACCUCUCACCGGACGUGGCCCGCCUGAUCCAGCUCGAGGAAGGCAUCCGACCAAUAGAGAAGAAGAAACACGCUCUCGCUUCCCACCACAAACGAGGCCACAGGGACAAGGACCACUGUUCCAUCGACAUGAAUGGCCUGGAGACUAAUGUAUAGCCCAGUUAGCUGCUGGACCGGAAAAAAAAUGGACCAACAUGUUCUUUUUACAACGUGGCCAAUGUCACACAUCUUCCAGCUCUCAAAACCGAGAGUACAAAGUGGAUGAAUGCAGACUUUUUUUUUUUUUUUUUACAGUAUCUGAAAAUGGCCCACAUGUGAUUGCGUGUUUGUGAAUUGUACAUAUCUAACAUGGAUCAUUUGGUACCAGAUGCGAGGCUUGUACACGUUAGGGUCUCACUGACAUUUUUCCAACAGUGAGUCAGCUCACAAGGAGCACAAUAUAAAAUAUUAUAUAAUUUUUUUUAAUGAUUAUUACUCUGGGGACAGAGAAAAACAAACUGGAACAUCCAUUAGCAUCAGUUGUAUAUUCCAUGUCACUUGUAUAAAAUAGUAUAUUGUUAAAUUUACUUUUUUAUAUUUCACUUGUGCAAAAUGGAAUUAUCCAUGGACUGUAAAGUGUGCACAUAAUAAACGACUACAUGACACGUUCUCCGAACCUGCAGAACUCUUUACAAGGAUCUUCUCUUCUGUGUAUAUUUAUUUAUAUUGUGUUAGUUCUAGGUUUAAUGCAAAUUCCAUGGGUCUAAUUGUUACAUUGUUGAGCUAUAUUGAUGAUAAAAUGGAUCUUGGGUAACCUUUGGUCUUUUCUUGACUUUUAUAGAGCGGUUCUGAUAUGAACGCUUAUUGCAUCCUGUAAAAUGAUUUGCAGUGGAAGUCAUUAUUGAUGUGCUGUUUGGAAAAUGCGCACACAAUUUUUGCUACACAGAUAGUACUGACCAAGUACAGGGACUCUGGAAAUAUGAUAAUAUUCCUUACCUUUUGUGUCCUCCGCCAUCACGCGUGUUAUUUAGCUUGGGAAGCACCUUCUGUCUUGAUUCAAACACACACCGCCUGCAAAGCAAGAAGCUAGGUUAUAGUUAUCGGGCAAAUUAUGUAUUGAUAUCUAUCAUCACAAAUGUUAUCACUGACAUACAUCUCAUGACCUUAACAUUGUAGUCUUUACAUUA
Molecule: messenger RNA, 2830 nt
Organism: Doryrhamphus excisus (bluestripe pipefish)
Lineage: Eukaryota; Metazoa; Chordata; Actinopteri; Syngnathiformes; Syngnathidae
Gene: slc1a7a
Product: solute carrier family 1 member 7a
Biological process (GO): L-glutamate transmembrane transport
Cellular component (GO): plasma membrane
Molecular function (GO): L-glutamate transmembrane transporter activity; neutral L-amino acid transmembrane transporter activity; glutamate:sodium symporter activity
Source: RefSeq, a predicted model, not a curated record